Molecule: messenger RNA, 3105 nt
Organism: Dioscorea cayenensis subsp. rotundata (Guinea yam)
Lineage: Eukaryota; Viridiplantae; Streptophyta; Magnoliopsida; Dioscoreales; Dioscoreaceae
Exons: 5
Coding region: 1-3105 (1034 amino acids)
Source: RefSeq, a predicted model, not a curated record
AUGGGAGAUUUUAAUGCAGUUGUUUCUCAGGAGGAGCAUCGUGGUGGUGCCCAUUACUAUUACAGAAGAAAAGCCUUGGCUUUCUCAGAAUUUAUUGCUGCUAAUAAUUUGUUGGAUAUUAAUUAUGUAGGUUCUCAGUAUACCUGGUGCAAUAAUCAACAAGGAUUAGCAAGAAGAUGGGCCCGUUUGGAUCGCUGCCUUGUUAAUCCGAGUUGGUCUAACAGUUUCGAUGCAUGCUUAGUUAAGCACCUCCCAAGGUUUCUUUCGGAUCACUCGCCUAUGCUUCUUUCUAUUACUCCUCGUAUUGGUAAUAAGAAGAAAAUUUUUCGUUUUGAUAACUACUGGUUAGAUUAUGUGGGUUGCCAUGAAGCUGUAAGGAAAGCAUGGUGUUUUACCCCGCAUUCUAAUCCUAUGCAUGCAGUUUCCCAUCUUUUCUCUCGAACUAGGUACUUGCUACUAGAUUGGAAGGCUAAAGGUUUAUGCUCUAUAGACUCAGCCAUAGAGAAAUUGGAGAAUUCCAUUCUAGAAGUUGAAGAAAAAGAAGGGUUAGGUGAUGGUAUUGACUAUUCUCCUCAGUCUCUUUCAAUUAUGUACAACAAUUUAUCUGCUUUGCAUAGACAAAAUAAUACUAAAUGGGCCCAACGAGCUAGGCUCAUGUGGGUGCAAAAUGAUCUCUGGACUGAUUCGGCUAGGCGGCCGGUUCAAGAGAUCAUUAGUGUGCUUCCUGAUGAUCUCCCUAUGGUGUCUUAUAGUGAAGGUGAAGCUCUAAUAAAAGAAGUUUCAAAGAAAGAAGUCUUUGAUGCACUUUUGUCACUUCCAACUGGUAAGAGCCCGGGCCCUGAUGGAUUCAAUGUUGAAUUCUAUCGUUUUUACUGGACUGAAAUUGGGGACUUAAUCUUUGCAGCGAUCAGGUAUUUUUUUGAACACUCUGUUAUGCCGAACUCUUGGGGUAGAACUUAUGUUGCAUUGAUUCCUAAGAAAUCUAAUCCUCAAUCUCCUGCUGAUUUUCGGCCCAUUUCUUUAUGCAAUGUGUGUUAUAAGCUGAUCUCAAAAAUCCUUGCCAAUCGUUUGAAAUACAUUCUUCCUAAUUUGAUUGGGAAAGAACAAUGUGGGUUUGUGCAUGGUCGUACCCCUUUCGAUAAUAUAAUUACCCUUCAAGAAGUGGCCCAUUCGAUUGAUAAUGAUAACAACCCCCCGAGGAUGUUGAUUAAGUUAGACAUUGCUAAAUCAUAUGACACUAUGAGUUGGUCUGCAAUUCUUGUUACCUUGACUAAAAUGGGUUUCCCUGGUAGAUGGGUUAGCUGGAUUCAUACUUGUAUCAGUAAAGUUUCUUAUGCUUUGUUGAUCAAUAAAACUCCUACUUCUUGGUUUUCUACUAGUAGAGGUAUUAGACAAGGUGAUCCGAUCUCUCCUUACUUGUUUAUUCUUGUAGCUCAAAAUCUUACCACUAUGCUUAAUUAUGCUAUGAACUCUAAUUUGAUUCCGGGUUUUGAUUCUAGACUGAUUCAUAAUUUCAAUCAUUUGAUGUAUGCGGAUGAUCUUAUCCUUAUUACCGAGGCUUCCCGAAAAUCUGCCAGGAAUAUUAAGAAGUGUUUACUCUUUUAUGGGAAUGUUACUGGUCAAAGAAUCAAUAACUCUAAAUCUGAGCUCAUUUUUCCUAGUCAGUUUAACAAGCAUCUUGCCAACAGAAUUACUAUGAUUAUGGAUUAUAAGGUGGGUUCCUUCCCUGUUAAAUAUCUGGGCAUUCUUAUCUCUCCAAAAAAAUUGGCACUCUCUUGUUUCACCUCCAUGGUAGACAAGAUUGAGAAGUCAGUCACUUUUUGGAAGAAGUCCAGAAUUUCCCCAGCAGGGAAAACAAUCCUUAUUAAUUCUUCUAUUAUGACAUCUCCUUUAUAUUACCUCUCUGUUUAUCCAGUCCCCAAAGGAAUUCUUGAUAGGAUAAAUAGAGCUGCCAGGACCUUUUUUUGGGCUAAGGAUAGCAAUCGAAAGGGCAUCAACUCAGUCAGUUGGGAUGAAAUAACUCUUAAUCGGACUGAGGGGGGUUUGUCAAUCAGAAAUUUGGAGUCCUCUAAAAUCUCUCUUAUGGCAAAGAAUGUUCUUAGUUUGCUUAACAAAAACACUGUUUGGUGGGUUUCUUUAUUGGAAGUUAAGUAUGGUGCAUUUGAUAUUUGGAAAGGCAAUAUCCCUGGGAAAUGCUCUUGGUUUUAUAGAGGUUUGUGGCUAGAUCAUAGUUUAUUAGGUAAUGAUAGCUUCACUCAAUCAGUGAUUGUAGCCACUGUGUGGCUUAUAUGGAAAGCUAGGUGUAACAAAAUCUUCAAAGAGGAAGAGCUGGAUUGCAAGAGGGUAUCGAUCAAUGCCAUUAGACAUGUCAGGGAGUAUCAGUUGGCCUUGUCUCCUCUCUUGAAGAGUAGCUUUGUGUUGAAUAACUUCACUAUAGCUGAGAGUCCUAUUUUACUUAUUGCCUCUGUUUAUAAUGCUGACAGUUCCUCUGCAGGUCUUGGAUUCAUAGUGUCAGACUAUACGUCCACUCUGAUUUGCUCUGGAUGUUGUGGUUGUCCAGUGAUCUCUGCUGAGGAUGCAGCAGUCAAAGAAUUUUCCUUUGCCUUGCAGGUCAUGCUCAAUUGGAGGUGGAAUUUCAAGAUCAAGACCAUACUGUCUUCUAGUGCAGAUAUUGUUGCAGCUAUCCUGAAUAGCUCUCGGUUGAAUGAUUGGCGUCUUGACCAGCAGCUUUUUUUCAUUGGAGACCUACUGAUUGAGUUGGGCAAUCCUGCUACUCAUUUGAUUCCAGGAAGAUGGAGUAAAGUGCCCUCGUCUCUUGCGCUUUAUGGUCUCAACCAUCAUGAAGUGUCCCUGUUUUUUAGUGGUAGAGAUCUCCCCAAGUGGCUGAUGAAGUCCCUUAGAUCUCAAGUGCGUCAAUGUCUUAAUCUAAAGAAGUUACCAUUCAAGAGUGGCAUUAACAACAACAGUCAAAGAAUACUCAUUGAUUGUAAGAGAGAAUGGUGGGAAAGCUUAGAGUGGGAUGAUGCCACCAUCCCAUCUAACCUUCGGCCACGUUUCAGAACGGAUGGAAGCCUUAAUGAAUGGAUGACUAGUGGUAGUGAAUGA